This is a messenger RNA of Engraulis encrasicolus (European anchovy), 1654 nucleotides long. RefSeq names its product phosphate cytidylyltransferase 1B, choline b (gene pcyt1bb). Gene Ontology annotation, molecular function: phosphatidylcholine binding; choline-phosphate cytidylyltransferase activity. The coding region runs from base 20 to 1153 and encodes 377 amino acids. Gene Ontology annotation, biological process: CDP-choline pathway. NCBI's taxonomy places the organism in Eukaryota, Metazoa, Chordata, Actinopteri, Clupeiformes, Engraulidae. The record is from RefSeq and is a predicted model, not a curated record. The transcript has 8 exons.
UCUCAGGCACGCGGAGGCAAUGGCAGGACGGAAACGUAACGGUCAGCGAGGCAACAGGGGUGGUGGUGGUGGCGGUGGCGGCACGCCGAGGCAACCACAACAACAGAACCAGCAACAGCAGCAGCGCCGGAGACGAAAGCCACGGCAGACAUUGUCACAUCCUGCCAUCUUUGCUCGGUCGAAAGGCAGUGAGACAGACGUCCCCUAUGAGAGAGUGACACUCGAACAGGCCAAAAAAGGAACACCAGCGGACCGACCUGUGAGGGUGUACGCUGAUGGCAUAUUUGACCUCUUCCACUCGGGCCAUGCCCGGGCCCUCAUGCAGGCCAAGAACCUCUUCCCCAACACAGAGCUCAUAGUAGGAGUCUGCAGCGAUGAGCUCACACACAAGUACAAGGGUUACACAGUGAUGUCAGACAAGGAGCGCUAUGAGUCCCUGAGACAUUGCCGCUAUGUAGACGAGGUGGUCCGCGACGCCCCCUGGACCCUCAGCGCUGAGUUCCUCAAAAUGCACAGGAUUGACUUUGUGGCUCACGAUGACAUCCCAUACACGUCAGCAGGCUCGGAUGAUGUCUACAAACACAUCAAGGAUGCCGGGAUGUUUGUGGCUACGCAACGGACAGACGGAAUCUCCACCUCGGACCUCAUAACCCGCAUUGUGAGAGACUACGAUGUUUAUGUGCGGCGCAACCUGCAGAGAGGCUACAGCGCCAGAGAACUGAACGUGGGAUUCAUCAAUGAGAAGAAGUACCGUCUGCAGAACCGGAUGGACAGGAUGAAGGAGACGGUACACACGCUGGAGGAGAAGAGCAAGCACCUGGUGCACCGCGUGGAGGAGAAGAGCCACGACCUCAUCCUCAAGUGGGAGGAGAAGUCGCGCGAGUUCAUCGGAAACUUCUUGGAGCUCUUCGGCCCCGACGGAGCCUGGCACAUGAUCCAGGAGCGCAGUGGCCGCGUGCUCCAGGCGCUGUCCCCGUACUCAUCCCCACGCGGCUCUCCCAGCAGCAGUCCCACCAGAGGCCGCUCCCCCUCCCCACCGUCCCACUGGCCCACACUGGGCUUCAGGUCCCCGCCGCCCUCUGCCAAAACCCGCCGCGGCAGUCCUGGAAGUCCUGGCAGCCCCAGCAGUGGUGGCAGCGGGGCUGAGGAAUGAAAAUAAAUGUGCUCUCACAUCAUGCAUACAGACACAUACAUACACACACAUGCACGCACGCACACACACACACACACACUCAGAUGCACCUACACAUAGCAAACACACGAUUAUAUGUGCAGACAGAGCAACUGUUUUGAAUAGUGUUGCCAGGCAGUAUGCAUUACCCCACUGAUAUUUUUUUAUUAGGACCACGUACAUAAACAGCCUCAAGUUCCUCUUUAGACUAUCAGCCUGACUUUUCUGCUGUUCUUUCCCUUACACACAGCACAGGAUUUGCUCUGGGUAUUAUUAUCGGUGUCUACAAAAGUAAAACUAGUGUACAUACACCAUAAUUACUAGAACUCUCUCAACUCUACAAUUCAUCAUUGUUUAAUUACAUUGACAUUCAUGGAUGUGAUUAUACCUUCUCUGUAAAGCUGCUUGAACAGCUAUUUAUCAUACUUUUGGUGUUAUUUAAAAGAAUUAUAUUAGAUUUCAAAUAAAACAAAAGAUCCAUAA